AUGUUUUUUGAAAGAAACAAAACUGCUCUGCAGAUCAUAGCGUUCAUUCUCUUUAUUCGUCUUGUUAUUCCUCCAGUUAUCAGAGCAUGGAACUGGAGAGAAGAUGAAUUUAAGCUGUUUGAGCUGGCAACAAGCAUGAGCAGAAACCAGACAAAUUUCUAUCAGUGGUUGGGUAUAGAGCCGACAGCAGACGCACUGGAGAUUGGGAAAGCACAUAGACAACUCGUAUUAAAACUACACCCCGAGACGUCCGUAGAGAUGGAUGCCAAGGAAAAGUUUGAAAUCACAAACCAAGUAGCCUACAUGUUGAGGUCCCCUAUGCUAAGGCCUCUGUAUGACUCUAUUCUUGAGGAGGACAACAGUGUCAAGAUUCCAAUGUGGAAGGGAUUUGCAUAUGUGUAUCAGCGCCAUCGGCUGAUAUGUAUGGUCUUAGUUGGAAUCGCAGCCAUGAGUGUAUUGGAAUAUAUCAAGGCAUGGGAUAACUAUAUGACUGAGAAGUUGGCGUUUGAUCAUUUUGUUUCGAAUGCCAAAUUGAUGGCUCAAAAGAUAUCAGACAAGCAUGCAACUGCCAAAACACACAAGAGCUUUAUUGAUCUGGGAAAUCGAACCAUCAAAUGCGAGAUUACGCCUACCAAAGAAAUUUUUAUUUUUAACGAAAAGGAUGAAAGAGUGCCUUUAUCAUCGUCUAACCUCUUACAAAAGCCAAAUAUUAUGAACACUGUUGUGUUGCGCGUGCCAAUUCAGCUUGUAAAGAAGUAUUUGUUAAACAAAUAA
This is a messenger RNA of Mucor velutinosus, 774 nucleotides long. RefSeq lists its product as uncharacterized. Gene Ontology annotation, cellular component: endomembrane system. Bases 1 to 774 code for a protein of 257 amino acids. The transcript is spliced from 4 exons. Lineage: Eukaryota; Fungi; Mucoromycota; Mucoromycetes; Mucorales; Mucoraceae. The record is from RefSeq and is a predicted model, not a curated record.